GGUGCUAUUGGGUACAUGAAAAAUGGACGUUGUCUGUUUCCUGUGCGGAACUUCACUUCCAACAAAAUAGCAACCGGUGGCAUUUGUUGUGUAGAGAACCGAUUAAUUCAUCAAUCAAAAAACGUGCUCUCUCCCCAUUUCUUGCUAUUACUUUCCUCUUCAUUCAUCCCUCUACUUUUCUUCUUCUCUACACAAAUUCUUUUAUCAUAUCAUCUGCAAGUUUAUUGAGUUGCAAGAAAUUAUAAACAUAAAGAUUUUUCUCUUUUAAUCCGCUUUUUCCUCAGCAAGAAUUCAAGAUUUAGUGUCAGAUAGUGAUCUACAAAGAAAUUUCAUGACUGGUAUUUUUUUUUUUUUAUGAUUCAUAUUAUGCAUGUGAAAUUUAGAAAAAGCUGGCGGUGAAUAAGGAAAAAAGUUUGUUUUGCUUGAAUUAAUCGAUUUCAUUGUUGGUUUUUUAUAUUAAGAAGAUCAAGAAUAGAGUAAACUUAGAAGAGAUUCAAGAUUUGUUGUGUUCAUAGAGAAUGAGAGCGUAAAAAAGGCGAUAAGCAAUGGAUUUUUGGCCGGAGUUUCUUGCGAGUAGUUGGGGCAGAGAGUUUGUUGCGGGUGGUUUUGGUGGGAUUGCAGGUAUAGUUUCAGGUUAUCCUCUUGAUACUCUACGCAUCAGGCUGCAGCAGAGUUCUAAUUCCGGCUCCGCCUUGAGCAUUCUUCGCCGUGUUGUCUCUACGGAUGGGCCUUCUGCACUCUACCGAGGCAUGGCUGCACCUCUUGCAUCAGUCACCUUUCAGAAUGCUAUGGUUUUCCAGAUAUACGCUAUCCUUUCGCGAGCAUUCGACUCCUCUGUUUCAGCCAAUGACCCUCCUUCUUACAAAGGUGUUGCUCUUGGAGGAAUAGGCACCGGAGCUCUGCAGAGCAUGAUGCUUACUCCUGUCGAACUGGUGAAAAUCCGCCUUCAGUUACAUGACAAAAGUCGGACAAAACAACAUCACUUAGAUUGCCACAAAGGUCCAAUAAGCGUUGCGAAAACCAUAUUCAGAACAGAAGGUUUACGAGGAAUGUAUCGAGGCCUAACAAUCACUAUCCUCAGAGAUGCGCCCUCUCAUGGCUUUUACUUCUGGACAUACGAAUACAUGAGAGAACAGCUUCACCCUGGUGUCAGAAAAAAUGGUCAAGAAAGCUUAAAAACAAUGCUGGUAGCAGGCGGACUAGCAGGAGUGGCGAGUUGGGUCUGCUGUUAUCCGUUGGACGUUAUUAAAACUAGAAUACAAUCUCAAACUCCGUCUUCCUCCCCAAAGUACAACGGGAUUGUAGAUUGUUUUCGGAGAAGCGUUAGCGACGAGGGUUACAAGGUGCUGUGGCGCGGGUUGGGAACUGCUGUUGCAAGAGCUUUCGUUGUGAAUGGAGCAAUCUUUUCUGCUUAUGAGAUUGCUUUAAGAUGUUUAUUCAGUAAUGGAAGCAUUCAAACAGAGAACAUAAUCUAGGAGGUAGUAAUUUUUCAUCUGCAGCAAUAUAUUCAAAACAUAUUCCAAUUUAGAUGCCCUUUUAAAGGGUUCAACCAAUAAGUUGCUAUUCAAAACACAAGGCUCAACAUCAAAUGAAGAACAAGUAUAAUUUUUAUUAGUUUCAUGCAAGUAUUUCAACACAA
Molecule: messenger RNA, 1639 nt
Organism: Mercurialis annua (annual mercury)
Lineage: Eukaryota; Viridiplantae; Streptophyta; Magnoliopsida; Malpighiales; Euphorbiaceae
Product: mitochondrial arginine transporter BAC2
Exons: 2
Coding region: 546-1475 (309 amino acids)
Biological process (GO): transmembrane transport
Molecular function (GO): transmembrane transporter activity
Source: RefSeq, a predicted model, not a curated record